Podarcis raffonei (Aeolian wall lizard) is the source of this 2145-nucleotide messenger RNA. It is a transcript of the gene USP30, whose product is annotated as ubiquitin specific peptidase 30. Bases 598 to 1842 code for a protein of 414 amino acids. Gene Ontology annotation, molecular function: cysteine-type endopeptidase activity; cysteine-type deubiquitinase activity. The transcript has 11 exons. Gene Ontology annotation, cellular component: nucleus; cytosol. The record is from RefSeq and is a predicted model, not a curated record. NCBI's taxonomy places the organism in Eukaryota, Metazoa, Chordata, Lepidosauria, Squamata, Lacertidae. Gene Ontology annotation, biological process: protein deubiquitination.
UGGUGCUUCAGGUUAAGAACAGUUUCAGGUUAAGUACGGACCUGCGGAGUGAAUUAAGUACUUAACCCGAGGUUCCACUGUACCAAGAAUACUGGCAAUUGCUUUCCUGAACUGUCUCAUUAACAAUAAGAAUAAUCAAUCAAUCCUCUUCAAAACAUAUAUUAACAUAGGUAGACCACAUGUCCCAACAAGAUAUCCAAAUGACCAGAUAAGAUACACAUUCAGUCAUAGAAAGGGCAAUGAGAUCUUCAGACCACUGAGUAAUGCAUGGUGAGUGUUUAUCCUUCCAGCAUACCUCUCUGCAACUGUAAGGGCUCACAGGAUUAACUUUUGUUGCCUAUCUGAUAGUCCUCACAUCAUAGGAAUAUAAUUGUGUAUGGUCAUUCACAAGUAUCAAGAAUUUUUCCAAAACUGUCAAUAUGAACAACAAUUUCUGUCCAAACAGAAGACACCACAGGACAUCCCCACAAGAGGCAUUAUAAGUAUUACAUUGCCAGCAUCUAUCUGAACUGCUCUGUUCUUUCCUAUAAAGGUGCUAUGGAGCCCAAAACAUAUCUCAUCAUAUUAGAACCCAGUGGCGUUAUCCCAUAAAGCUCAAUGCUGGAAGAUUCAGGACAGACAAAAGGAGCUUUAUCCUGCCAAGAGGUGACCGAAGAUGACUUCCUGGAUGCAAGCUGCUUGUUGGAGGUCCUGAGGAUGUACAGGUGGCAGAUCUCCUCUUUCGAAGAGCAGGAUGCUCACGAGCUGUUCCAUGUCCUCACCUCCUCGCUGGAAGAUGAAUGGGACCGCCAGCUGCGGGUUGUGCAUCUGUUUGAUGUGCAUUCUCUGGAGGUGAGCACUCAAGAGACACGGGGGCUGCAAAGCAACCUUUCCUAUAGGCAAGGUUGCAGCAUUUGGGACUUUUCAUCUAGAGAAAAGAAGCCAGAAAUUCUACAAAAGCAAAUAUGCUCCAGGACAAGAGGGCCUCCUCCUCCUCCUGUGUUGAGUCACUGGAAGCUGCAGCAUCCUUUUCAUGGCAGGUUAACGAGCAACAUGGUCUGCAAGCAUUGCAAACACCAGAGUCCCCUCAGAUACGACACUUUUGACAGCCUUUCCCUGAGCAUCCCUGCCACCAUGUGGGGCCACCCACUGACCCUGGACCAGUGCCUCCACCACUUCAUCUCCACCGAGUCAGUCAAGGACGUCUUGUGUGACAAUUGCACAAAAAUUCAGGCCAAAGAAGGGACAGGGCACAUCAUGGAGAACCAGAGAACAACAUUUGUCAAACAGCUAAAACUGGGGAAGCUACCUCAGUGUCUCUGUAUCCACCUGCAAAGGCUGAGCUGGUCCAACCAUGGCAUGCCCCUGAAACGAAACGAGCAUGUGCAAUUUGGCGAGUUCCUCAUCAUGGAUGUCUACAAGCACCGCUUCCCUGCCCAGAAACCCAACCCUGCAGGCAGCCCACAGGCAUCACCGGACCCAAAAGCCGAUGCGGAACAGGCGGGCAACAACAAAUCCUCUUUUAUGAAUGGUACCUGCUCUCCAUCCUUCCUUACAUCCCCAGUAGCUUUCCCCUACAUGACAGCACCUGACUGUAGUUCUCCAUCAUAUCUGUACCGCCUGAUGGCCGUUGUGGUCCACCAUGGGGACAUGCACUCAGGACACUUUGUCACGUAUCGCCGAUCUCCACCGACUUGCAAAAGCAUGCUAGCCACCAGCAACCAGUGGUUGUGGAUUUCAGAUGAUGUGGUGCACAAGACCACGUUGCAGGAAGUCCUUUCGUCCAGCGCCUAUUUACUCUUUUACGAACGUGUCCACUCUAGACGGCAGCGCCAAAGCCAGGAGCAUCGAGCUGAGGAGUGAAAUGAAUGCAGAUCCAGCUGGUGUGCUUUUCUGAGGACAAUGGCACACCCUCUGUCUUGCCAUGCAAACGUCUUCCCCUACCUAUACACUCCUGGUCAGUGGUCUGUGUUUGCGUGGCAGGAACAAGCACUUUGUAUCAAAACAUUGUGCGCUCCCCUCACCCCGUGGCCAUGCACAGCAGCAUUAGAAAAGUGUGUUUUAAGUGUUAAUAAUCUUCUCAGCAGACUUAAAGACCUUCUAGCAUCCCACUUCCUGUGUUGUGAUGGAAUUUCUUUGCGCAAAUCAGUCAGAUGAGCAGUUGCA